AUGGUUGAGAAAUUCUCCGCCGUUAUCAGAGUGGAGAACCUGGAUUCUGGUAUGGAACUGAGUCUCCACCAUUUCAUGGAACUGUUGAAAUUUGGAAUCGACUUCCUCUUUAGUUUUGAUAAGGAAAACCCAGGUCAUACGGGUGCAAUCAUCUAUAAAUGUGACAAACCAUCGAGCUACCCCUGGAGUGGAAAUUUUAGCAAGGCCCCAAACAUCAGAAUGAACAAGAGAAAACAGAACCAAACUUUUAUUUGA
Molecule: messenger RNA, 255 nt
Organism: Prunus armeniaca (apricot)
Lineage: Eukaryota; Viridiplantae; Streptophyta; Magnoliopsida; Rosales; Rosaceae
Source: the annotation of a GenBank genome assembly